Messenger RNA from Alternaria rosae, 1274 nucleotides. RefSeq lists its product as uncharacterized. The transcript has a single exon. Gene Ontology annotation, molecular function: cysteine-type deubiquitinase activity. Lineage: Eukaryota; Fungi; Ascomycota; Dothideomycetes; Pleosporales; Pleosporaceae. The record is from RefSeq and is a predicted model, not a curated record. Gene Ontology annotation, biological process: protein deubiquitination. The coding region runs from base 132 to 1235 and encodes 367 amino acids.
GUAUCAAGCCUUAAGCAUCGAAAUGAUAGCAUUCUUGGUGAUAGGCGAAGUAUGUGGACGAAGACAGACGAUGAAGUUUAGGUAACAGACAAGGUAGGUGUCGGCGAAACCAUUCACCGAGACGCCAAAGAAUGUCGCGCUCCCCACCACCCCACCAUCGUUUGGUCGAUCUCACAGCAAAGUACCCACGGUCUCUACCUUACCUCGGUUCCUCCGCCACCCUACCUCCCUUGUUCCACGAUACUCUGCACCUCACAAUGAGCGACGCGACGCCUAUACCUGAACCAGAAACCCUCGAAGCGCUCCAAUCUCGGCACCGCAAAGAGCAACGCGACCUCGUAUCCCGUAUAACACAAAAGAAGAAGCAAGCGAGCAAAAAGACACGAAAAGGUGUCAAUGAUGAGUGCGAGCGACUCGAACGCGAAUUGAAAGAGCGGCAGGCGCUUGAACUCGCUGUGCAGAAUGGAGAGGCUGUAGAUGCGGAGGCGCAAGCAGAGGAUCCACAAAGCUCUGGGGAUGAAGCGCAGGACAUUCAAGAAGACAUGUCCAAUCUCAGGGUUGAUGGUCCUGGUUCGGAUGGCAGAAACGGCAGCACCAAUGGCGAUUCUACCGAGCCCAAGAAGAAGAAGCCGAACCGUGCCAAAGCCCGCCUCGCCCGUCGCGCCGCCGAACAAGCCUCCAUGAUCGCAGAAGCAGAGCGCGAAGCUGCCAACGCACCGAACCCACGCGAACUCGAACGCAAACGUAUGGCGACACAGUUACAAGAAUACGGGCUUGCGCUGCAUGAGAUACGGGCGGAUGGUCAUUGUUUAUAUGCCGCAGUCGCAGAUCAAUUGCAGACACGAGAGUUGGGCUUGAAGCCAAGGAUAGGUGUUACCAUCAACGGGCAGGCAGGUCAAGAGGCGGACGCUAAGCCUGAGGCAUACAAGACGGUCAGGCACGCAGCAGCAGACUGGAUCCAAGGCCACGCGGACGACUUUUCGGGCUUCAUGGAAGACCCGUUGCCGGAACAUGUGCGCAAGAUUAGAGAGACAGGCGAGUGGGGUGGCCAUCUGGAACUGCUUGCAUUAGCUCGGACAUACGGUCUAAGGAUAUGCGUGCUGCACAGCGAUGGGCAGGUGGAUCGGAUAGAAGGCGAGGAUGAGGUCAAAGAGAAGGAAGAAAUAUGGCUGGGAUACUACAAGCACAGUCACGGCCUAGGCGAGCACUACAACUCGCUACGCAAGGUUAGCUGAGGUCGAGAGCGGUGAUGCAGAUACUGGCAUUUACAGAAC